Molecule: messenger RNA, 1151 nt
Organism: Oryza sativa Japonica Group (Japanese rice)
Lineage: Eukaryota; Viridiplantae; Streptophyta; Magnoliopsida; Poales; Poaceae
Source: RefSeq, a predicted model, not a curated record
UUUUUGUUAAUUAAGCUACUACGUUACUAGCUUUAACUAAUUUGUAUACGAUCCUCGCGUCGUGAGCUAGCUAGCUGUAGCUAGGUAGACACCACACCACAGCAUGCGCAACGAGAAAAAGGAGGCGGCGGAGGAGGAGGAGGAGGAGGAGAAGAAAUUCCGGUGGCUGGACGUGGUGCGAUACGCGGCGGCCGGGGUUGUGGCGUUGCUCGCCGUGGGGGUGCUGGUCGGGGCCAUCGUGGUGGUGCUCCGGCCGGACGCGCUGGUCAUGAAGGUCAUCCACGGCUCCAUGUUGGUAAACCUGCCGCCGCCGAGCUUGACGUUCACGUUCCAGCUGGAGGUCGACAACCCAAGCGGGCGCGACACCAUGAGCUUCACCGACAUGUCCGUCGCCGUCUUGGCCGUCUCCGUCUCCGGCGGCGGCGUGAUCAGCAUGGCUAACCUCUUCUACUUGCCCAACAUCACGGACUUGCAGCCGGGGAAGAUGAUGCAGGUGGUGACGACGCAGUGGACGACCAACCCGGAGGCGGAGGUCGGCGACUACUUCGUGAGGAGGCUAUCCCGUGGGGAAACCAUGGCCGUCACCCUGCGAGUCCAGGGCAUCCUCAUCACCAGGUUGGACACCCUCAACGGCGACGGGCCGGUCCACACCAGCAAGGCCAACGUCACCUACACUUGCUUCAACGUUAAACUCGGCGUCGACAAGUCCUUGAACUCCACCGACGACGUUUCUUGCAAUAGCAAGCAGUGGCGGAUCUAGAAAAAAAUAGUAGUGGGGGCUGAAUAAACUACAUCAGCAUAAAUCGAACCUUCAGUCCCCACAUCCUAUAGAUCUAUGGAAAAAAAAUUUAGUGGGGGCUUAGGGGGGUCUCCACUAUCCCGGGGGCGGUAGUGGGGUCUCGAGACCCCUCCGCCCCCAUUGUGAAUCCGCCCCUGCCAGCAAGUAGCUACGUACCUAUCACUUACUGUACUUACCUACGUACGCUAUAUACAUAUACUUAUAUAUCUGCAUAUAGAUACAUACAUAUGUAUGUAUGUAUGUAUGCGUGCCGCGCGUGUGUAGAUAUAUAUAUACAUACACACGUAAAAUAAACAAAAAAUAAUUAAUGAGCUACUCUCUAAGAAUUCAAUUUUGAGUUUGAAUCUGGCUA